AUGAUUCAGUUCCUGGUUCUUCUUGGUUGCCUGGGGGUGAUCUCUGGGACUCCCUUGAGGGAUGCUCUUCAGAAGGAUGUGCUGGCAGAGCGAGUCAUUGGAGGCCACGAAGCCAAGCCAAACAGCUGGAAGUGGCAGGUAUCCCUUCAGAUCUCCUACCCCAAUGACCCGGGGUACUACGCCCACAUUUGUGGUGGAACYCUCAUCAGCAGCAAAUGGGUCAUGACUGCAGCCCACUGCCUCAGYGUCCCCCCGGGAGCAUCCUACCGUGUGGCUCUGGGUGAGCACAACCUCCUGGAGGUGGAUGGCACCGAGUACCACCUUGGUGUGGAUUCAAUCUUCAUCCAUGACAGCUGGAAUCCCAGCGACAUUGCCAAUGGCUAUGACAUCGCCCUGCUGCGCCUCGAGUCUCCUGCCAGCGCCAACGGCUUCGUAGAGCUGGGAGCGCUCCCACCCAAGGGAAACAUUUUGCCCAAUGACUACCCCUGCUAUAUCACGGGCUGGGGAGUGGUCAGUGCGGGCAGUGGCACUGCGGACAGGCUGCAGGAGGUGAUGCUGCCRGUGGUGGACCACGAGAUCUGCUCCCAGGAGGACUGGUGGGGAUCCCAGGCCAAGGACAGCAUGCUSUGUGCAGGUGGAGAUGGCGUGAGGGCAGGAUGCAGUGGGGACUCUGGGGGCCCUCUCAACUGCUACAGGGAUGGUCACUGGGAGRUCCAUGGCAUUGUGAGUUUUGGUUUGGUUCCCUACUGUAACACCUACCAGAAGCCCACAGUGUUCACUCGAGUGUCAGCCUACGUGGACUGGAUCUACAGCACCAUGGAGAAUAAUGGAGGUUUCUAG
Messenger RNA from Malurus melanocephalus (red-backed fairy wren), 840 nucleotides. RefSeq names its product elastase-1-like. Gene Ontology annotation, biological process: proteolysis. The transcript is spliced from 8 exons. NCBI's taxonomy places the organism in Eukaryota, Metazoa, Chordata, Aves, Passeriformes, Maluridae. The record is from RefSeq and is a predicted model, not a curated record. The coding region runs from base 1 to 840 and encodes 279 amino acids. Gene Ontology annotation, molecular function: serine-type endopeptidase activity.